CUUCAAAAGAUGCAUUGGAGCUGAUUAUCCCGCUAGGUCUUAUUUUCGCAGAAACACGGUAGAUGGAAGGUCACAAUGAAUCAGUGAGCGGGCAACUUUGGAGUGAACCCAGCUGAAGCCUGGCCCCGCGCGGCCUGGGCGCCUCUAGGCCGCGGGCCUGCGACGGCUCGCCCCAAGGAUGGUGAGGCGGCGAGUGUUGAGGCGCUGCCUGCAGCUGCUGGCGCCCUUGGAGGAGCCCGCGCGGCGCCGAGGGCGGAGGAACCCGAGCUCCGGCCGCUGCGGCCACUCCCGCUGCGCGGGGGCGCUGUGGCCCGGAGCGGAGGAGCAGCACAGGCGGCGGAGGCAUCGGGCGCGUCCCGCGGUCCCCCGAACCAGUUCUUCAAAGGACAUGGAUGAAAAUGAGAGCAACCAGUCCCUGAUGACAAGCAGCCAAUAUCCUAAAGAAGCAGUAAGAAAACGCCAAAAUUCAGCACGGAAUUCUGGAGGAAGUGAUUCUUCUAGGCUUUCCAGGAAAAGUUUCAAACUGGAUUAUAGACUAGAGGAAGAUGUAACUAAAUCAAAGAAAGGAAAGGAUGGGAGAUUUGUUAAUCCUUGGCCAACAUGGAAAAGUCCUUCUAUUCCAAAUGUUCUCAGAUGGCUGAUCAUGGAAAAGGAUCACAGCAGCAUUCCAUGUUCCAAAGAGGAACUUGAUAAAGAACUCCCAGUGCUUAGGCCUUAUUUUAUUGAUGACCCCGAAGCAGCUGGAGUGAGGGAAGCUGGCUUGAGAGUCACAUGGCUGGGACAUGCGACGGUAAUGGUGGAAAUGGACGAGCUCAUAUUUCUCACGGACCCUAUCUUUAGCUCUCGUGCUUCCCCGUCGCAGUACAUGGGUCCAAAGCGUUUCCGUCGUCCCCCGUGCACUAUAAGUGAACUCCCCCUGAUAGACGCGGUCCUUAUCAGUCACAACCACUACGACCACCUGGACUACCAUUCUGUUGUGGCUCUGAAUGAGCGAUUUGGUAAUGAGCUGAGAUGGUUUGUGCCUUUGGGUCUCCUUGACUGGAUGCAAAAAUGUGGCUGUGAGAAUGUAAUUGAGCUGGACUGGUGGGAGGAGAACUGUGUCCCUGGACAUGAUAAGGUCACUUUUGUCUUCACACCUUCGCAGCACUGGUGUAAAAGGACGCUAAUGGAUGACAACAAGGUUCUGUGGGGCAGCUGGUCCGUCUUGGGCCCCUGGAAUCGAUUUUUUUUCGCAGGAGACACUGGUUAUUGCCCUGCUUUUGAAGAGAUAGGAAAAAGAUUUGGACCUUUUGACCUUGCAGCUAUUCCCAUUGGAGCGUAUGAACCAAGGUGGUUUAUGAAGUACCAGCACGUAGACCCAGAAGAAGCUGUAAGGAUUCACAUCGAUGUGCAGACCAGGAAGUCUGUGGCAAUUCACUGGGGGACUUUCGCCUUAGCAAAUGAGCAUUACUUAGAGCCUCCAGUGAAACUGAGUGAGGCUCUAGAAAGAUAUGGACUUAAGACUGAAGAUUUUUUUGUCUUGAAGCAUGGAGAAUCAAAGUACCUAAAAACUGACGACGAAAACUUGGAAUAAAUGUGAGCACAGGAGCUUGUAGUAAAAAAGGCAUCAUCUGAUAUAAAUUUGAAAAGACUAAGAAAUUAAUGAAUAUUUUGAUUUUUUUACAUUUGGAAACAACUCCUGCAAGUUUUUGUUUUAUGUAAUAACUUAUUAAUGCGAUUGCUAGUUCAUAUAAACACAAGGUUUGGGUCACUUAAAUAAUGAAUUGUCUGAUGUCGAUUUUAAAUCUCAUCUCAAUGGUAUAGGCAUUGAAUGGGAUUUUUUUUUUACUAAAACGUUAUACUUUAGUAGAAGAAUUUUCUGA
Molecule: messenger RNA, 1862 nt
Organism: Rhinolophus ferrumequinum (greater horseshoe bat)
Lineage: Eukaryota; Metazoa; Chordata; Mammalia; Chiroptera; Rhinolophidae
Gene: NAPEPLD
Product: N-acyl phosphatidylethanolamine phospholipase D
Exons: 5
Coding region: 179-1573 (464 amino acids)
Biological process (GO): N-acylphosphatidylethanolamine metabolic process; N-acylethanolamine metabolic process
Cellular component (GO): membrane-bounded organelle; cytoplasm
Molecular function (GO): N-acylphosphatidylethanolamine-specific phospholipase D activity; zinc ion binding
Source: RefSeq, a predicted model, not a curated record